UUUUUCAUUAAAAAUGACAUCAAUUCUGUCAACAGUUAUUCGAAUGUCUUUAAUUAUGGCUUUCGCCAUUUUUGGGAAUCUUUUCUUAAUUUUUGUGAUUCAUAAGGGGAACAAAAUUUCGAGGUCCAAAAUUUCACCCGUUCAGCUUCUAAUUCUUCACACUUGCUUUGCCGAUCUUUUAUUUGCUCUGCUUUCACUUGGCUCAGAAAUUGGCAUUCUUUUGACUUUUCCUCAUUUUUAUGCUUCUGAUUUGGUUUGCCGUCUAGUUCGAUAUCUUCAAGUGCUUCCACUUUAUGCUAGCCCUUUUUUAAUGGUUGCUAUUAGUAUUGACAGAUAUCAGGCAAUUUGUCGUCCAUUAGUUCAUUAUACCAGCGAUCGUUUUCGACGCCCCAAUUACUUUGGGUUGACAGCUUGGCUUUUUGCUUCGAUUUGCUCUGUUCCCCAACUUUUUAUUUGGCAAAAAAUGUCAAUUGGAAAAAUAGGUAACAACACUACAACGAGUAUUGUUGAAUGGAAUUUUGCUGAAAAUGAUAGUGUCAUUGCUUGGUUACUCCCUUCUUUAAUUUCUGCAUUUUUUUAUUUUAAAAUAUGCACAACUGUUUGGAAAUUACCUUUUUGGCAAAUUCAACAAGACGAUAACGAAACUAAUUUAAAACCACAAAAAGUUUCAAAUUCAAUUGAAGCCAGUUGUCGAUUGACGCGAGAAUAUGUUGAAGUGCUCAGAAAAAGUUCUACAACUUUUCAAAAUCAAGUGACUGAAUUUGACAAGAAGAGGAUUAAAACGGUUAGACUAACCCUAAUUAUCGUCAUGUGCAACUUUUUUCUUUGGCUCCCUUUUUGUCUUAUUAAUGUACUUCAAGCAUUUGCUCAUAAAUGGGCUUGGGGAAGUGGACAAACAAUAAUUACACAAAUUGCAAUUUUGGGGAAUUUAAAUGCUUGUGUAAAUCCUUGGAUUUAUAUUUUGUUUAAUAGGAAAAUUACAAAGAGAGCAUUGGGGACGAUUUUCUGCAGAAAUGAAUCUGUGGAAGUAUCAUCACAAAAGGCUCCUUCACGUCACAGUUAUGGCCCUACAAGUUUUUUGAUUAAACAGAAGGUUGAGUCUGAGAGCCAGACUUGAAGAUGAUUGUGAGAAUCGACAACCCUACUUGUGAGAUGAUAUUUUUGCGACGAUCUUCAUUUUUAUUAAAUUUAGUUUUUAUUUUUAAAUUAAUUCUACUUGUAUUUAUAUAAUUUAAUUGCCAUAAAUUGAAUUU
Molecule: messenger RNA, 1253 nt
Organism: Meloidogyne enterolobii
Lineage: Eukaryota; Metazoa; Nematoda; Chromadorea; Rhabditida; Meloidogynidae
Source: the annotation of a GenBank genome assembly